GGGUAUAUUUUCCGUGAGCUCGGGUAUGCACUGAUCUUGUCAGAUAGGUUUGCUGCCGACAAAUGGAAUGAACUAUGUCGACAUAACGAAAGAUCGCAGUAUCACUGGCAAUUGGCUGAUCGAUCCUCACGUGUCGCGACCCAAAUUCUACAAUGGUGUACCGCGACCUAGACCUAGUGGACCAGAAUCUGAUGGACAAUGGAUUGCAGAAAUCCAUGAGUGGUUCCCUCGGACCGGAAUAAGAUACAACCUCAAGCUCCAGUCAGCAUCUUAUAUCGAUGCUUCCUUGCAGAUUGGUUCCAGUCGACCUUACGGGAAUGUCUGCACCCAGGAGUCUGGAGGAGGUAUCCGUCAUGAUCACGUUACGGUUUUUUCCAUAGCACAAAAAGAUAUCAUUCUUCACUUGAGCAGGAGAGAUGAGCAUGCCGUGCGACUAUUUGCGUCCAGCAAAUAUGGUGAUGUACAAGUGUAUCUCCCUGACAACUUCAGCGGCGUAGUUGUGCACCAAAUGCUCAGCAAUGUUGACAUUCAUGAAACUUGUUCAUCUCGAGUGGUGGAGAGCCUAUAUGAAUACGAAAUCCAAUCCACAGGAUUAACGAAAAGCUGGCUAGGGGAUCGUGACAGCGAUAGGAGAGAGGACGAGUUAUAUAUCUUUGCGCCGAAUGGCAGAGUACACAUUCUCUAUCAUGGGGAGUCGAUCCUCACUUCUUAUCUUCUUGCCUGGAAAAUUCAACAAUGCCUCGUGGAGUACGUCGGCCCACUGUUUGCUUUUCUCCUGUUCUUUGGGUGCUGUCAGAACCAUGCUUCAUCAUCUUUACUUCCAUUGUCAGGUGGAUCUUUGUAUAGAAACCGAUUGUUACUCGGAAUGUUUACAACCCACAGUAGCACAUUAGAAUGGCCCUGUCGGAUCGUACUGCAACGUGGCUGACAGGACAGCGGGGUAACUACCAUCAUCUCCUUAUGACAUUUUCACCCGAAUAUCACGUUUCUGC
Messenger RNA from Cantharellus anzutake, 992 nucleotides. RefSeq lists its product as uncharacterized. Lineage: Eukaryota; Fungi; Basidiomycota; Agaricomycetes; Cantharellales; Hydnaceae. The transcript has 3 exons. The record is from RefSeq and is a predicted model, not a curated record. Bases 68 to 928 code for a protein of 286 amino acids.